AUCUUGACUUAUCCUCCUGAGAAGGAAACUGUAGGAGAGAGAGAGGAACCUACUACAUCAGAACCUGUAGUCAAACCAACAUAGAUUUCACCUCUUGUGAGAAAGUUUGUUGAGUUAAAAGAAGCUUUUGAUAAAGAAAAACAGGUUCUUGAACAAGAAAAGGAACAACUUCUUAAAGAAAUAUCAAUUUUGAAAAUAUCCUCUCUAUCUCACACAGUUUCUCAAACCUCUUCACCUUCUUCCUCGGAAAAAUCUUUUGAAAACUCCAUCGAUAGCAGUAAGACUUCUCCCGCUCACUCUGAGUCUCCUUCUCCAAUAAGAAACCAAGUGAAGAAGAGAGUCAAGAAAAGAGGCGAGUGAAUAGAAGAAAAAUAAGAAGAAGGAAGACAGAAGAAGAGUCAAGAGUAGUGAAUAAGAAUCAGCGAGCGAGUGCACUUUUCUAUGUUAAAAAUAAGUCUAGAUUGAGCAUUAGAGAGCCGUUUGCUAAUCAUUCUAGUAAUGCUGUUCCUAGGACUUCCCUUUGUGAACCCUCAACUAGUUAUGAUAGUAGACAUGCCUCUAAGUUUUCUGUUUCCUAGAUACCUAUCACUAAUCGUUGUACUAGUUGUGUUUCUCUGAAUUGUGUUAAGUUAAUGAAAUGUUGCUGUUUUGAGUCCACUUCCACUGAUAAUGAAACUGAUCCUGUGAGUGCUUAGAAAAUUUUGAAAACGCCUAAGGCUGACAAAACAACUGUUGAGGGGAAAUUCAAACUUUCAUUCUUAAAGUAUCCCCUCAAGGUUAAUUCAGCUAAACAUCUGAAAAGUCUCUCACAGGAACCAAUUUUGAAGGAUCAUAUAUCUGAAAUCUCUCUUGCUCCAAAAAUAAAACAAAUAUGGGUUCCCAAGGCUGAGGCUGAUCAAUUAAAAUUGAAAAAUGAUUCUCAAACAGACAGCCUGGGAUCUCAAAUUAAAAGGAAAUUGAAACAACUGCUCACUGUUGAUAAGGAAGGACCCAUCUUCUGAUGGGUACCUAAGCGAAACUAAUCUGUUUUGCAGGUCAGUCAUGUGUGGCAUCUUGAUUCUGGUUGCUCGUCACACAUGACUGGACAAAAGGAACUUUUGAGCAACUAUUCUGAAAGAUAUGGAGGAAAUGUGAGGUUUGGGAACAACGCUUCAUCGCCAAUUCUCGGAAUAGGAGAUGUCAUUUGUGAGAGUGUCACGAUCAGAAACGUGUCGUUUGUACAAGGACUGAAGCACAACUUGCUUAGCAUUGGCCAAUUUUGUGACAAUGGAAUGGAAGUUAGAUUCCAUGGUAAGCAAUGUUGUGUGAUGGAUAUGAGCGGGAAACCAUUAUUAAGGUGUCAGAGGAAAACCAAUCUCUACACCAUUGAUCUUAAAACAGUCUGAUCCCCCAUAUCCAUCUGUCUCUUGUCCAAAGCAUCUCAGGAACAAAACAAUCUAUGGCACAGACAUCUCUCACACUUGAAUCUGCCUGCUAUCUGUUCCCUCUCCUCAAAGAAGCUUGUGAAAGGAAUGCCUGUAUUGAAGAACUCACCCAAUCAUCACUGUUCUGCUUUCCAUUUAGGAAAGAUAAGGAGCGCAUCACACAAGUCAAAACAAUUUCCCUCCUCAUCUCAUCCCCUGAAGCUACUACAUAUAGAUCUGUGCGGUCUGAUGCGUGUUCAAAGCAUCAACGGACGCACAUUUACUUUGGUAAUUGUGGAUGACUACUCACGCUACACAUGGACCAUGUUUUGCGAUCCAAGGACGAAACUCCAAAUCUGAUCAUGACAUUCAUCAGGACAAUACAGAACUACCUGCAGCAGAAUGUGAAAAUAGCCAGAACUGACAAUGGGACAGAGUUCAAGAACAAGGUGUUGGCCGAUUUCUACGAAGCUCAGGGAAUUACUCAACAGUUUUCUGCAGCUAAAACACCACAGCAGAACGGUGUAGUAGAAAGACGGAACGGAACCCUAGUAGAAGCAACCAGAACUAUGCUGAUACAGUCAAAGCUUCCUCACUUCAUGUGGGCUGAAGCUAUCAACACGGCUUGCUUUACUCAGAAUAGGACCAUGAUCCACAAAUGAUUUGACAAGACCCCAUACGAGAUUGUGUUCAAGCGACUCCCAAACAUCGCCUUUUUCCGGAUUUUCGGCUGCAAAUGCUACAUUAUGAAUUACAGGGAUGCUAGGGGGAAGCUUGAUCCAAAGGCAAAUGAAGGAAUCUUUAUUGGAUAUUCUACUAACUCGAAAGCCUACAGAGUAUACUUGAAAGAUAGAAGAACCGUCAUGGAGAGCAUCAAUGUGAGCUUCUAUGAAAUGGCGGACAAAGGCGGACAUGGCUUCUGAGCACUUCCAAUUUGAACCAACAAUCUCUGAUGAAAGCAAGGCUCAAUCACCUUCUAGAAUGGGAGAACAGGAAGGCAAGGAAGGAUCAGAUGAGCAUGUGAUACUCGACUCUUUAUUUGAGCACUUCUACAGCCAGCCACGUGCAUCACCAGCUACAACUUCUACAACUGCUCAGCCUGCCUUGUUACCUGCUCCCACAUCAGAAGAAUCACAAACUCCUGUUCAGAACAAUGAUGAGCAUACACAUGAACAAAUACCAUCUGAUCCUCCUACUCCACAGAAUGAACAACCAGAGCAAUCUACUGAACAAGAAACUCCUGAGACACAGCAAAGCAACGAGUAUACUGACCCCGAUCAACCAAUCAUAACUCCACUACCUCUCCCUCAUGAGAGAAGUUGGACGAAAGCACAUCCGCUAGAGCUGAUAAUCGGUGAUCCAUCAAAAGGAGUCAGAACCAGAGCCGCAUCAGUCAAUGAAUGCUUAUACUCAAGUUUUCUAAGCCAGAAAGAACCUGCAAAAAUGGCUGAAGCAUUGGCUGAUUCGGACUGGAUUGUUGCGAUGCGAGAAGAGAUAAACCAGUUUGAAAGACUGAAAGUGUGGACCCUGGUGCCGCGACCGUACAGAAAAACCAUUAUAGGCACCAAAUGGGUAUUCAAAAACAAAAAGGAUGAAGAUGGUGUGAUAAUCAGGAACAAGGCCCGCCAGGUAGCAAAAGGAUACAAUCAACAAGAAGGAAUCGACUACGAUGAAACCUUUGCACCAGUGGCGAGAAUUGAGGCCAUCAGAGUAUUUCUUGCAUACGCCGCACACAAGAGCUUCCCUGUUUAUCAAAUGGAUGUCAAGACUGCGUUUCUAAAUGGCAAUCUGAAAGAAGAAGUUUUUGUUGCACAACCUGAAGGCUUUGUUGAUCCUGAACGCUCCAAUCAUGUUUAUAAGCUGAGAAAAGCCAUGUAUGGACUGAAACAGGCACUGAGAGCCUGGUACGAAGCACUAUCAGAUUUUCUUGUGGAAUCAGGCUUCUCAAAGGGAAAGAUUGACCCAACUCUCUUUAUCAAGCGACACAAGGGUGACAUCAUGCUGAUAUAGAUAUAUGUGGACGACAUCAUUUUUGUCUCAUCAAAUCCAAAUUUCUGUCAAAAGUUCAGCAAUCUGAUGCGCACCAAGUUUGAAAUGAGUAUGAUGGGGGAGUUGAGCUUCUUUCUUGGGCUUCAGAUCAAGCAAAUGCCAGACGAAAUAUUCAUCAACCAGUCCAAGUACAUCCACGACAUUCUUAAGCGCUUCAAAAUGGACAGCAAGUCCACGAUGAAAACCCUCAUGUCUCCCUCACAAAAGCUCGACUCUGACCCUUCCGGGAAACCAGUCAAUGCUACCAAUUAUCGGGCUAUCAUCGGUUCCUUGUUGUAAUCUUACAUCUAGCAGACCGGACAUUGUCUUUUCAACCUGUCUCUGUGCACAAUUCCAAGCAAAUCCUAAGGAGUCACAUCUGAAUGCAGUGAAAAGAAUAUUGAGAUAUAUGAAAGGAACAGUUAAUCUGGGCCUUUGGUAUCCCAAGGAAUCAGGUUUUGACCUAGUGGGAUACUCAGAUGCUGAUUUUGCGGGUUGCAAACUGGACAGAAAGAGUACAUCCGGUGGUGCACAAUUUCUAGGUGAAAAGUUGGUGUGCUGGUCCUCUAAAAAGCAGAACUGUGUGUCCACUUCUACAGCUGAGGUAGAAUAUGUCGCGGCUGCUAGUUGUUGUUCACAAAUACUUUGGAUGAGGACACAGCUGAAAGACUACGGAUUCACAUUCUCACACAUCCCGAUUUAUAGCGACUCUCAAAGUGCAAUUGCCAUCACGUGUAAUCCUGUCCAUCACUCACGAACAAAGCAUAUUGACCUCAGAUAUCAUUUUAUCAAGGAUCACGUCGAGAAGGGCACCGUGGAUAUAUACUUUGUGUCCACGGAAUUACAACUGGCUGACAUAUUCACAAAGGCACUGGAUGAGAAGAGAUUCAACUUCCUUAUCUCUAAGCUGGGGAUGCUGAACGCGAACGAAUGAAUAACUAUGAACUGUGUGUGUGCGUGUGAUUUCAUCUCAUUUAAAAAAAAUCAUUUUGAAAAAUAAAACAACAACAACACACAUUUGCAUUUUUAUUUUUUUAUGCAUCUCAUUCUUUUUUUCUCACAUGCAUCAUUUUUUUAGUCAAUUUUUCAAUGCAUAAAUCAAGGGGGAGCUUUUUCAAUAUCAUGCAUAAAUUGAGGGGGAGUUUCUAAAAAUAUUCAUUGUCAGGAGAGCAAGUGUUGAGGGGGAGCAAUUUGAAAAUAAAAUAAAAAAAGGAGGAAAAGGACGUGGCCCGUUAAAACUUUUAAAGUUCCGGGCCUAGCUAUUUAAACCUCAAAUAUCGCAUACCUCCUCUUCACUCUCUCUCUGCGCUGAAACGAUCGAACUUCACUCCUCUCUCAGUCGAAAUCACUCAUCUCCCCUGUUAAGCUUCCAAGUUUUUUUCGCCCGUCUCUUUCAAAGGGUAAAUAUUCCAUACUCGUUUCAAAAUGAAUGUUUCACAGGUACACUAAUGACGAUGAACAGGUUUCGACUCAACGAAGAAGACGAACAGCCCUUGCGCGAAACUGAUGCGCGAUUACUCUGGUGCGGGAAUCUAGCCUUGCGCAAUUAAGGGGAUGCGUGAUUCCCUUGGUGCGCGAUUCUCGCUAUGCGCCAUACAUGGAGACUCGCGAUUCCCUAGAUGCACGAAACUACUAUGCGCAAAAUCCCUAUGCGCGAUUUAGGGUUGGUGCGCAAAACAGGCUAUGCGCGAUUUUCACUAAACUCAUGCGCCAUUUCACUAAUGACCCAAAAGUAGCUGAUGCGCGAAACAUAGGCGCAUACUCAAGCCCUGCGCGAUUUCAGCCCAGGUGCAAAACAUAAGUGUUGGGCCAUUAAAAAAAUUUCAAAGUUCACUCUAGGCCCACGUCAACUAAAGUAGAAUUGCCAAUGCUUAGUUGGGCCAAAAAAUUCUAAGACCCGGCCCAGGAACCUCCAAGCACUUAUCCCAAUUUUUUUUUAAAAAAAAACCCACGAAAUCAUAAAAAAAACAAAGGGGCCCAAAUUAUCAAACCCUGAUCACAAUAGAGGAAAAAGAGCCCAAAUAAGACCUUAAUUUGUGGAUUUAGCAACCAUUUUUUAUCAAAUGCUCUAAUCUGUUUAUCAUUUUCAGAUCGAAAUGGUAGCUAUUCCCAAAAUUAGACAGAUCUACCCAAGGGAAAACUGGUACACUAUCAGAGAAAAUAAUCCCAAGCUGGACCCAGAGGUGUUCUCAUGCCAAGAUGAUGUUUUCAUUGCCAUUCUGAAAGGGCACAAGCUGUGAAAAGCCCUGAGCGAAUCUACUGAAGUACCAGAGGUGUAUCUCCAACAAUUUUGGGGAACACUAAACAAAGUCCUUGACGACGACAAUGAAGAGAUAGAUGACGAGCUGACCGUCACUAUCAUGAACACUGAGGUCACCAUCACCAAAGAUCUGCUGCACCAAGCUCUCCAAAUCCUGGAAGAAGAACACUAUGACGAGCUGGAAUCUGAACCUGAAAUGAUGGCCAAUAUGAUCUAGCUAGGCCAUGUUGCACCAAUCAAGCUCAUUUCUGAUGUCAGACCGGGACGCUUACCAAGACCGUGGAGGACAAUGCUAGCUAUUCUCAACAGGUGAUGUAUUGCCAAACACACUGGCUUCGACAAGUGCAGCAUCUACCUUUUGACCAUCUUCCAUGGCAUCGCUUUCAUGAAGAACUACGCCAACGUCUCGCUGAUAUGGGACGAAAUUUUUGAGCUAGUCAGAAAGAGGACAAAGACGGACCAGAUCAAACACCUUCCCUACAUGAGGUGGUUUUCACUGAUUGUAAGACAUAUCUCCCGAUCCACUGCAGCAAUUCCUCGACGAUUAUCAAAGGAAAAUGUCUACAUUUCGUCCGUCCAACGUCUCAAGAAAAUGCUUGAUGAUCGCACGCUGGUACCCAUGACUAUACCAGUGGCUCUUCUACAGUUAGCCGAUCCGAAUGAUCUAUCUGUCCGACGCUACUGUGAAGAGCACAACAUUAUAUUCCCUAUGGCUCAGAUAAACCCCCCUGAGCCUACCCCUGGGAGUCAACCAAGUGUGAGUGAGGGUCUUGAGAGUUCAACCCGGCCACAGAGACCAGUGGCAAGUUGGCCCCAUGAUGAUCAGACUUUGUCUGCUGAGGGCCACACCCAUGCUGAAGAGACUACCCGUGAUUCAUCAAGCAUAGCCAGAACACUAGAUGCUGAUGAUGAGGACUCUGGGAGCAAGGCUGAGGAAAGCGACAACGAUGACAGUGAUGAGGAUGACGAUGACGAGGACAAUAAUGCGAGAAAAGCCAAGAAAGCCCCUGCUCAGAAAGGAAGAUUCAUUAUAAGGCUUUCUAGGGCUACAAACAAAGAGGGGUCUCACCUGAUCAAAAACACUGAAGGACAAACCAUCAGUGAGACUCGCUCUAAGGUAUGUCACGACAACCCCUCCUCAUCAUCCAUUCCUAUGCAAAGAGUGCAAACGGACAGCGCCAUUGCGGACGACAUGACCAUAUUUGAUAGUUAUUCCGACUUCGAAGAAAUAAACCGGGCUAACCCCAUAGGUGCAGAGACUGAUAUUUUUAGUUUCCGAGUAGAAGACGCAGCAUUAAGCCCAACUGCACAUGCACAAGCCCAACCUAGCCACUCUGCUGCCUCUCAACAGGUAGUAGUUUCACAAAUAGGGGAUACUACACCCACCUCUCUGCCUCCUUACGACGCAGUUGAGGAAUUAUAUAGUGGUCUAUCGCCCCGGACCACUACCCCUCCUUCAAGCACGAUGAGUCUAGGUGUCACACUCCCUACAUUUUCAAAUUUUUCUAGGACACCUACACUUCUCACACCACUGCACUCAACAGGUUCACUUUACCUGUCAAUAACGAUCAGAGAUACGUCAAUGAUGAUCAGAAGUCCUACUGCUCAACAGAUAACUCAAUCAUUAUCUGCAGGCCACACAUCGGUAAUCUUUACUGAUGCUGUGAUAACGGUUACUACCCUUGUAACCGGACAGCCCGAACCUACCGACCUUUCUGUCAUUCUGCAGAGUUUCAUGGAUUCCACCAUUAAGCCAUGGGUGCACGAAGCAAUAACCGCUCGGGCACAGGAAUUCAUGAACACCCAGGCGCUACCGAUUAACACCACCCAACCACAACCAUCCACUUCUCACUCUCAACAACAACUUACCCCCAUACUUACCCUUCAAACCUCUGAACCAUCAACCACACAACCUCAAACACCUACCACUUCAAGGGGAACCCAGGAUACAGAACGUGUGUCCUCCCCUACAACGACCACACCUCAUCCUAACCCUUACACCAUUGUUUUCGAGGAACUCGAAUCUAUUAUGCUAGCGAGAAUUCUAGCCACCGAAGAAGGCAACCGAACCCCAAGACAAAAAGCCCUUAUUCGUGUAUUCUUAGAAACCGAUAGCACAUGUCGUGACCGUCUCUGUAAUCACAAACGUUCGCAUGAGGACCCUGAUGACUCAGAUCCUCAUGAGGGGGAGAACAAGAGGCAACAGACACUUGAGCAUGGAGCAUCAACAAGCCAACAACCCACACAUGAUUCCCAACCUGAAUCCUCGAACAACCAGCCCCCAUCCACCACUCAACCCAAUAGCCAAGCCACAAACCUACAUAUCUCUAGCAUGGUCGAGCUAGACAAAACACUCCGAGGCAUAUCUCUCAGAGAUUUUGACCAAGGAUGGAGUGGAAGUCCUGAGGUAGCUACUUCGAGUACACCAUUUUAUUCAGACCAUCAGGAAGAACCUAGUUCUAUACUGAUGACAACGGGAAAUCCAUGUGAUCCCGGACUAACCUCUUACGAAGCAACACAGAUGAAUGCUCCCUCUGAAGAACAAAUCCUGUCCAUCUACGAUGAACUAGAAAAGAUCAUUAUCGAUGAAAGAUGGAACGGAGAAUGGACAGAAUGGGACGAAAUUAGACCAGAGGUCGAGCAAUAUGAAAUGCAAAGAGGAGUCUAUCUCAGAGACUUACUGAAAAAAUGCGAUGAAGAUCUGAUAGAGCUCGAGGAAGAUGAACUCAAGGAAGGGGAGAACUACAAGAAAACUCCAGCAUAGCUACCCUCCAUUGUCAGAAGAACAAGAGCGCUCUUGCCCAGAGAUGAAGACCCAUGGGAGAAUAUCAAUAUCACUGCCCCCUUUCAAGAGGAAAUCCGAAAGCAUUUAUGGAGAAAACCUGAUAGGAUCAAGAAAAUUGAUGAGCUUAAAGUCUGAGGUCUAACCCAUCUCAAAGGUAGACAAGUCGGCAGACAUCUUCACAUGUUAUAUCACCGAUCAACAGUCCCUACACGGGUAUUUUGUAUUUUCAGGUACUUUUGAUGCUAUUUGGAUACAUUAGAGUGAACAAAAGAAGAAAAUAAAAGUUCAAGUUGGAAGUCAAUAAAAGUGGAAUUUUCUUCAAAACAAAUAAGGAGUAAAUUGAAGAAAAGAAGCAAAAAAUAAAAAUGAUGGAGUUGGGAUUCGAUCCCUAGAGAAAGGGUAGAAGAAUGCCUACUACAACCAAUGUGCUAAGUGAUCAAUAUUGUACAUAUUCAGCUGGCAAUUGUUAUAUUCCUUCUGAACGCGGCAAAGAAAAGAACAAAAUGUUGAUGCCAAGAAUCGAUCCCAAGAUCUCUAAAUUUUCCCCUGAAGUGCUUAUCCGUUGAGCUACCUGCCACUGUUGAAACUUUACUGCGCUUUGUUGUACAUAAACUCAUCUGUUCCGUAAAUCCCAGCAAUUAAUGAUUAAUCACCUUAUCAUUAUAUUGCCUUAAUCCAUCUUCCUCCACACAUAAGCUCGGACCAACCUCUCUCUAAACAUCCCAGAAACAUUUCCUCCUCCUUCUCUCUUCAUUUCUCAACCCCAAAUCAUCAACCCAUCUUCAACCAUAACUAAUCACUUUCUCAUCCAAGAUUAAGUCAAGAUUAGCAUCAAAGCUCCAAGGAUUGUCAUCAAUCACAAGUUUGAUCUUCCUUAUCUCAUUAAAUCUUGUACUUUAAUCAUGGAUUCAUCUAUUUCUAUGUUUCCCAACAUGUAUAGCUAAAUAAAUUUGGGGCUAGAAAUUGGUUAAUUAAUUGUUCUUAUAAUGUUUUAAUUUGUAUUGAUUUUAAUUGUUAAGUUUAUUCUUUUUAGAUUGUUGUGUCCAGAAACUUAAUUAUGUUGUGUUUAUGAUAUAUAUUAUGAGUACUCAAUCAUAAACAUAUUGUUUGUUAAAUACACAAAUGAACACUUUCUGAACACACCGUUAAACUUCUUUUACCUUGUCCCGAAUUGAAGUUUUACGGGAGAAUUUAAUUAUUUAAUUAUAUUAUUUACACCACGGGGUUGGGUAAAUAAUAUAGUUAAUAAUUAAGGUUGUCGUUGCACUUAAACAACUAGUCUCGUUUUGGCCAUCACUGGGAAAUGUUGACUAGUUACUUAUUUUAGGUGACUUGUGUUGGGUCCUAAAAUAUUUAUCUACAACUUCUCACAAUCUAUCUAAGAAUAAAAUUAGCAAUUAUGUCUUACAAAUGAGCAUUGAACAAUUAGUUGCCAAUUUCUACCCCUACUUGCUAUUGGUUGAACUUUGUGUUGAUAAAAGUCUCUUCUCUCAAUCACUUUUAUUUAAUUACUUUUCCAAGUAAACAAAAAUCAAAAGAAACGCAUUCCCAACUUUAAUCCUUAGUUUGUGCUUAAUUAUUUUAUUUCCCGCUUCUCUGUGGUUCGACACCCUACUUCCUUGGGUAAAAAAAAUAGUUGUGUGCCCAUUAUAUGCUACACACAAACAGGCAAACAGCGUGAGAUUCUGGAACAUGAUCUUAAAACGAGCAAAUGCCAUAUUUGGGAUAUUCUGAAUGUGUCCAGAGGAAAUCAUCAUGGAAUAAGCUAUUCGAUUUAUCGAUUGCAAAGAACUGAUGGCACAGAGUUCACCUGUCAAGAGAACGAUUUUAAUGUUUUUUGGAUAGAAUGUAAAUAUAUAUAUCCAAGAAUGUGUAUGUACAUCAAUGUACAAGAUUACAAAAACCUACGGCAUUCAAGGUAUAGAAUGCCUCACAAAAACAAAAACAUAUUAGGUAGCUAACCAUAGCAGCUAGCUAUCCUACUCCAAAACACAAAACUUGAUAGCUAACCAUAUAAGCUAGCUAUCCACCUCAAAAAAACAGCCAUCAAGCCAUGACAAAAAAUGGGUGAUGAACAGCCCAAAGUUUCAAAAAGUGAUCAUAUGGACCGGGUAAAGAAGAUAACGUACUUUAUACACCAUAUACAUGAUUUGUGUAACCAUGUCUUCCACAUUGGCCGUGGCACCAUCAAACCUAAUGGCAUUCCUUAUUCUCCAAGUCCAAUAGACCAUAUAGCAUAAUGAUAUCCUUAUAGCUUUUGCUUUGAUAUUUGCUCCAUUAUGCUCCUCUUUAAUCCAUUUGAUUGCACUCUUCAAAGUAGUCAUUUCCCUUGUAAUUCCAAGCCAAAGCUUCACCUUUUUCCAGACCUGCCCUGCAAAAUUACAUCCAAAAAAUAGGUGUGACACCGUCUCCGGUUCACCCUUGCAAAAAGGACAUUCGUUAAUCACAUCAAGAAAUCUCAAAUUAUCAUACGUAGGUAACCUAUUUCUCAAGGCCAGCCACAUUAUGAAUGAAAACUUUGGUGGUACAUAGGACUUCCAAAUGAAGGACAUCCACAUCUUAGGUGCGGCUUUCACCCUUAACAAGUCAUAAACUUUCCCGGUAUCUAGUUUACCGUUCAUUGAGCUCUUAUUGAGGAAGGCUAAUGCCAUAUCAAUUGUGGGGAAUUUUGAGACAAUGGAAUCUCGGAUUAAGGCAAGCCUUUUCAUCAAUUGAGAGUCCCUAUUGUGUGGAACAAAUGUCCACACAUCUCUCCCAUGGAGAUAAACACCAUGAACCCAC
Molecule: messenger RNA, 11257 nt
Organism: Cuscuta europaea
Lineage: Eukaryota; Viridiplantae; Streptophyta; Magnoliopsida; Solanales; Convolvulaceae
Source: the annotation of a GenBank genome assembly